AGUAUGGGCUUUUUUUACUGGCCGAGUUUAUUUUAGCCCUUCAACAAAAGGCGGUAGUCGUGUCCCUCGAUUCAACAGCAUGUAGCGGCACCUCCUUGAAAUCGAUCCAACGUUCCUAGAUGUCGCUGUUUAGUGUUUGCAGCGUCCACCAGCACAAUUUGUUUCUGAACACCAGGUGAGUUUACCGCUCUGGGGCUGAAACUCCUGUUGUGCGGUGCUAGAAAGAGCCGUUGAGAUUUUGUCAGGCGCCCAGUGUUAUGGUGGGGUGGUCCGCGCUGGUUGACGUCGCAAAGGUGGAUUGUGGGAUGUUUCUGAACGGUGAGAGGUCUCUCCUUCUGUUAGACUCGGCCAGUCCCUCGGAGUCCCAUAACUUCAUCGAGUUUGCCCGGUUCCUGUCCCGCCUGGGGAAGCACCCCAAUCUGGUGGAGCUCCUGGGGGUGGUGUCUCUGCGUGUCCCCCUCAUCACCGUCACCGAAGAGCUGGAGCACAGGGACCUGCUGGGCUUCCUGUGGAGGUGCAGACAGGAUAAUCUGAGUCUGGAUAAGCCCUGUGAUCUGACUGAGAAAAGACUCUUUAUCAUGGCCAGACAAGUAGCAUCUGCACUGGUGAGUCCAACU
Lepisosteus oculatus (spotted gar) is the source of this 617-nucleotide messenger RNA. The record is from RefSeq and is a predicted model, not a curated record. NCBI's taxonomy places the organism in Eukaryota, Metazoa, Chordata, Actinopteri, Semionotiformes, Lepisosteidae.